Messenger RNA from Aegilops tauschii subsp. strangulata, 1104 nucleotides. RefSeq lists its product as uncharacterized. NCBI's taxonomy places the organism in Eukaryota, Viridiplantae, Streptophyta, Magnoliopsida, Poales, Poaceae. The record is from RefSeq and is a predicted model, not a curated record.
UGGCCGACUCAGACCUCACCGGUUUGAAGAAAAAUUUGGAGUCGGAACAAGCCGGGCGGUCCAAAGUUGAAGCAGCCUUGGAAUCUUCAUUGAAAAAUUUGGAAAAAAAUCAAGGCGGACUUGGAAUCAGAAAGACCCGCCUUUGAGACUGAAAAGGCUGCUCUGAUGAAACGAGCCCAGGACGCCGAAGACCAGCUGAAGCCGGUGGCCGAAGAGCAGUCUGGCUUAAAACACCAUAUUUCUCAGAUGACGGAAGCCAUCUUUGGUGCCAGGAGUUCCAACCUUGGACAAAAUAUGCUGAUGAAGCUGAAAGCCGUCUAUUCGUUGACGGAAAAACUAUAUGCUGGAAGUCUCCGCACUCUUGUAGCUGCAUCAAACGGCAAGAAACCACCACAACUUGUUAAAGAUGUGCUGGAUCAACUGUCAAAAAUGUCGAAAAAAAUUGAAGAGCUAAAGAUGUCAGGCGCCCAUGCAUGAGCGAUAACUGCGCUAAGCCAGGCAAAGGCGUAUCAAACAUAAUUGGAUCCUAAGGAGAUGGCCAGCGGGUUCCCGGAGUACAAAGAUGACGGGUCUGUAUUCAGCGAAGCAGAUUAUGCUAUGUGUAUCAUAGAUAUGCGACCAUUGGCGUGUCAGCUUGCUCAGGAACUUGAUCUAAAAAAGUACCAACCGACUUACGACAGCAACAAUACUCGAGUCAAGGCGCCUUCUUUCGACGUUGUAGACCUGACUCCUCAAAGGCGUAAGCAUAUUUUUCGCCCCUGAUAUCGACCCUUCCUCUAUCAUCAAGGAUGAAGCAAUCUUUCAAGCUUUAACUGGUAUCGACUGGACCUCGGCCAAUCUUCAGAUCGGAAACAAAGAAGAACCGGCUCAGGAUGACUCGGGGACCUCUACUUCUGGGCGCCAGCAAGAUGUUAACCCGGAGGGUACCAACCCGGACAGCACAGAUCCGGUUUAAAGGAGUAACAUAACUCCUAAAAAACUUCGCUUGAAACUUAUGGGCUGAACUGAAGCCUUGUAAUAGGCUUAGUUAAAAACAUUUGGUUGCCUUGUCAUGCUUUCGUGCAUAUUAUUUAACUGAUGAUCCAGCAGCUAUAUGACCAAUCC